Trichogramma pretiosum is the source of this 1646-nucleotide messenger RNA. Its product is annotated as ankyrin-1-like. Bases 250 to 1605 code for a protein of 451 amino acids. Lineage: Eukaryota; Metazoa; Arthropoda; Insecta; Hymenoptera; Trichogrammatidae. Gene Ontology annotation, molecular function: protein binding. The record is from RefSeq and is a predicted model, not a curated record. The transcript is spliced from 3 exons.
GGCGCAUGGCUCAAUUCGUUUCUCAAGAAUCUGUGUGAGCCGACGGCAUACACAUUGCGCUGUGCAGUCUGCCAAUGGCGUAGCGAUCGUUCAGUUCUGUUUAGACUUUGGCCUGUGCUACGACGCACCGUACGACGCCGCAGCGUACAACAAAGGAAGAUCGUUUUUACGGUAACAAGUGAUUCUCGACUUGGACUAUUACACAAUUUAAACGGUAACUCGUUCAAGUGUGCUAUAGUGUAAUUAAAGAUGGCCCAAGACGACGAUAGUAGUUUGAAAAAAUUACAGACCAUGCGGGAAAAGGUCGAUUGGAGUAACGAAAAGGAGAGAUAUCCAUUUUUUCACGAUCUUCUAUUCAAUAUGAUUAAGACGUGGAAAGGACCGCUUCCGAAUUUUCGAGACAUGUUUCGAACCCGUGACAUGGAUUGGUUACUCACCGAGUCCUUGAAUCACAUGCAUAACAUCGACGAUCUUUAUUUGGGAUGUCCGUUCGUCAUUUUCGUGGCUAGCUGCGGCUACAGAGACAAGCCCGAAAUGGAUGAAAAGGGCAAGCCAAUUUUGCGUCGCACCACACCGUUGCAUCGGGCGGCCAAGCAGAAGAACUACGCCUGCGUGCGCGAACUUUUCAAGAUUUACAACUGGUUCAAUGCGAAUUACAUCGACGAGGAUGGAUUUACCCAUUUUCACGCGGCCUGCUUGGCUGGCUGCGACGACGUGGUCGGGCAAUUUCUCAAGCUCGGCCAGGAUCCCGAUUGUCUGGCUCAAAAAUUCGCCUAUCCGCCGUUGCACUUGGCCGUGGUACGCUGCUGGGAGAAGGUGACUCGAUUGCUUCUGGAUAGCGGCGCCGAUCAAAAUCGGGCGAAUGUGGAUGGAUUCACUCCUCUGCACAUGCUUAGCUUGAGUGAAUUUCCUCUAACAGACAAAAUAUUCUUCAAGAUCAAUGAUGAAAAAAAUCUAACGGUGGAAUUGGACGCCCGGGACAAGAAAGGCCGGACACCGCUUGAAUGGGCUGUGGCGAAUAUUCGGCCGCUCGUGGUCGAAGCACUCUUGGAUCGAGGUGCCGAUCUGUCCAGCUUCGUUUUCCCAACCGAGGCUUACUUUGGCUCGAAAUUUCGACGGGAUUACAACAUCUUAAGUUUCCGUGGAUCGGCCAGACUUGCCACGGACGUCCUGCUCAUCGUCGAGAUCCUCAAGGAAAGAGGCUACGAGCUGAGUCGAAGUGACGCCUUAACUAUCAUGAAAUUCUUCGCUCACAUCGGAAAACCUCGUAAAAUUGUGUACGAGGAUGGAUACAAAGAAUACUGCGCGAUGUGCGAGACUGACGACAAGGCGACAGCCGGACCUUUUUGUGGUGCACACCAAUCCACGAUAUUGUCGAAGAUGUUUUUCCAGCACUGGGCGAACGAGUUUUUGUCGACGCUGUCGUGCCAUAGACUGCCAACUGUCUUUUGCGAAGUAUUCCUUGAUCAGCUGAAAAACGAGGAUUUGUUGAGAAUGUGCACCGCGGUCGAGAUCGUUUUAAAAGAGCAGAGCCAAACUCAAGAUGACCUUGAAAAAGUCGACAAGUUCGAAGAAUUUCCAAAAAUAUUUCCACGAAUAAUGUAGGAAUAAUUUCAUCAGCAUUUUCCAUUCCUAUUAUAUAAUCA